GCAGCAGCAGCAGCAGAAGAAGCAGGGCUCCGUCCGGAGUGACUCCGAUCCUGGCUCCGGAGAGAAGCAGCCAGGGGAGCCUCCCUCCCGAUGGUGGCCGGAGAAGAGCAGCAGGAAGAGGAGGAUGACUCCCCAGCAAAAGGGGCCCUGGCCCCUGGCCUCCCCCGAGAGGAGCAAGAAAAUGAAGCCCAUCAUCCAAAGGAGACGCUCCACUUCUGCCGCCAUCAGCAGAGCCCUCAGCAAGUCCAAAUAUCAUUCCAGCAGAGAGAUUACUCUUUCCGCUUCCCAGCCUGACAAUGGCUUAUCCACCGGCGCCUUUGGGAACCCAAAUUCCGUCUUCAUUUUGGACGAACGCAUCCAGCUCACCUUGGGACUACAGACGCAAGAACGGCAUUUGCUCCUCUUCAGCGACGUGCUUGUUGUGGCCAAGUCCAAGUCUUCUUCUAGCUUGAAACUCAAGAAGCAAGUCCCCCUGAGUGAGGUGUGGACCAGCUCCUGCCUCGGAGACGUUUCGGAGAAAAAGAUGAACCCGGAGACGUCCUUUGUCAUCGGCUGGCCCACCGCCAACUACGUGGUCACUUGCAGCUCUCCUGAAGUGAAGGAAAAAUGGCUGUCAACUCUGCAAUGGCACAUUGAAGAAGCAAAGCAGACGGAGUAUCCCAAAACUCUGCCCAUGCAGGUCUUCUUGAUGGACAGCGAAAACAGCUCCUCUAGUGCCCUCCUCAGCGUCUCCAACAUGGAAGUCGCCGAUGAUGUCAUCAAGAAGGCAGCGCAACAGCUGGGACUUCCUGGCAGAGCAAGUGACUACCAUCUCUGGGUCCUUUCAGGAAGGGACAGCCCUGCCUACCCUCUUCUUGGCCAUGAGUAUCCCUUCAGCAUUAUCCUCGCUUGCCUCCGAGACUCCAUGGACCAGCUCCAGGGAACCAACAACAACCUCCUUUUGGCUGCUGAAUAUGAAACCUUCCUCCUGGACCAUCUCCCCAGGGACCGGCAAUGCCAGUUCAUCCUGAAGCCCAGGCCCCAUGCUCCAGUCCAACUGCGGAGAGAAACCCUGCAGAAGCACAUCAAGAGGAAGAAGUCCCUGAUCGACUGGGCUCUCCGGAGGAGUAGCAGCACUCCGACCAGCAGCCCAGCCUCCCAGUCCCCAACCAACCCCAGGAAGCUAUUCGGCCUCUCCCUGACGUCUGUUUGUCCCGAUGGAAGCCUUCCCAAACCAAUUAAGGAUAUCCUGCAACUCCUGUACUACGAAGGCCCUUCGACGCGGGGGAUCUUCAGGCGUUCAGCCAAUGCCAAGAUUUGCAAGGAACUGAAGGAGAAACUCAACUCUGGAGAUGAAGUCCGGGUGGAUGGCGAAUCGGUCUUCGUGGCUGCGGCAGUCAUCACGGAUUUCCUGCGAAAUAUACCCAACAGUGUCCUGUCCUCAGAGAUGCAUGGGCUCUGGAUGGAAGCUAUGGAUAAGGAGAACCAAGCGCAUAAGAUCGAAGCCAUCAAAAGCCUAGUGAAUCAGCUCCCAGAGGCCAACCGGAUUUUGCUCCGACACCUCUUUGGCGUCUUGCAUCACAUCGAGCAGAACGCCAUCGAGAAUCAGAUGAAUGCCUUCAACCUGGCCCUUUGCAUCGCCCCCAACAUGCUUUGGCUUCCCAGACCAACAGGACCCGAAGAAGAGAGCAAGUCGACAAAGAAGGUGGCCAUGUUGGUACAAUUCCUAAUUGAGAAUUCGGCUGAAAUUUUCGGAGGGGACAUUGCUUCCCUGUUCCAAAGGCCAGAAAGGAAGAAGUCCAAAAGUGUGGAUGACAUAUUGGUUCAACGCAAUGAUUCCUCGGAUGAGAUGGAAUUUGCUGCUUCUUACGGGGAAAGACCGGAGCAGCAUUACCUGCUUGAAGUGGAGGAUGGCCUCUUCAGCCCUUCUGGGGAGUUGCUGCUGAGUGAGCACCGAGAGGAUUGGGACUUGUUCAGCGAGAUCGAUGCUUGCUACCAAAGCAAGGCGAGGAAGAAUGCCAGUGCGGACAGCUACGACCUCCUGGAGCAGGAGGAAGAGGGUGGCUCCUUCUGCUCCCUCGGAUCCGCCUGUUCCCUGAGUCCGGCAAGGGACCGAUGCUCUUCAGAGCCCAGCGUCUGCCUGAGCUCUCAGCUCCCUUCCCAGGACCAUGAGCCGGUUGCACGGCAGUCCAGCUGUGAUGCCACCAUCAUGCGCCAUCAUGGGGAUUACAUCCGCAGGCUCAAGCAGUUGCAGCUGGAGAGCCAGAAGCUCAUAGAUGAAGGCUUGAGCCCUGGGUUGAGCAGAGCCGCUCGGCCGAGCUUCUGGAGAGGCCCUCAGAGCAGUCAUGUGGCCAAGACGUUCGGCCUUCAGAAGACCAGCCUCUCCAACCGGUCCAGUUUCUCUAGCCUUUCGUCAACCACCACCUCCCCUUCUGCCUCCUCCUUGAGCUCCCUGGACAGUGCUUUCUCCUAUUGCUCCGAGUCGUCGGCCUUCAGCCCUGCAGAUGUCUCCAGCCUGCCGUUCAUGUUCGGCACGUCCGCCAGGCUCCAUGCUUUGUCCCCCAAAAUGGCUAAGCGGUCCAUGAAAGAGUGGCACAAGCCUUUAACUUCCCCGUUGCCCCUCAGCUCUUGCGACAUGAACUUUUCCUUUGAGAAGCAGGAAGGUGACCAGGAGAGCAGCGGCAGAGAGGAAACGGCAUUCUUUGUGCCCAUCGUUGGCACUGGCGGAAGCCCACCUAACGGGAAUGGCGAAAAGGAAGAGUGCCAUGCCAAAAAACUUCCCCAUCCUCUUGGAAGCUGCUCUGCUGUCAAGACAGAAUAUAGGACUCUCAUCCCAAGCCCCGAAAGCAAUUCUCUGACUGGAAGACAAGCACAGAGGGAGAAGUCAGUGAAGCACAUUGAGAUCAAAUGUCCCAAAGAUGCCCCUCACGCUCAAGGAAGCUUGAAGCGUACCAAGAUAACUGUCUAUAUGGCCCCGAAAGAGAGGAGCCUGAGGGAGUCCUCAGAAGGACAAGAGGAUGGAUAUGUGGUCCCCAAGGAGAGUAAUGUUAUCUCCAGUGGUCUUUCCAAGAGCCUACAGACUGUAAGGGUUCACAUCCCCCAGACGGUAUUUUAUGGGCAAAACACUCCUUUGGUUCUCCAGUCCGUUGCGCGGAGGUACCACCACGAAUCAAUGAGCCACUUCUCCCAAGUGGCAGUGGCAGCUCCCCAAAGUAAUCCCCUUGUAGAAGAACCAAGCUCUCCAGCCCAGGAAGAUGGGCACCAUGGCAAGGUUGGCAGCAAGACCUUCAGCCACACGUUCCGCAUUUUCCUCCCGGCAUCCAUCCGGAACACGGUCCGUGAAUACUUCAGCCAUGACGGCGCCAAGGAGUGUUGCGCCGCAAGUGCAGAGACGGUGGAGAAGGAGCUCAUCCGGAGCAGGGCAGAGUGGCUUAGGGGCCAGCCCUGCGCCGGAGCCAACGCUGACGAGCGCCAGGGCUUAAUGAUCGCCGAAGAGACUUUUGUCUAGGAGCACUGGCCCUGGAUUCGGGUCCUCCCACAGGGGAGGAUUGUAUGUAAACAUGCCCUGUAAUAUAUGAGAUGUGAAGAAUUUGACAGGCCUCCAAUGGCGGCCAAUGGCUUCGCUAUCAAGGGAGUGCGGGACGGUGAAUCCACUCCGGGUUUAAAAGGAGCUGUCUAAAGUGCUGCAGCUAUUUUGGGGAUUUGGGGUUCGAAGGCAAGCUAAAACCUGAAGUGGAUUCACCGUCCCAAUGGCUGCCGCUGCUGCACAGGUGCAAAGCGACUUCCGCUGUCCUUUACAGCUUCUUAAAAUUCAUUUGUUUUACCUUCUGCUCAAAACAAAGAAGAGGAAGAGCUGUUUAAGAGGUCGAGGCUGACUUCUAGCCAGAGCUUCAAAAUGUAUUGCUUUUUGGAGCCUUUUCCCAGGUUCACCCAUCGGAAGUUGCUCAGCCUACGGGAACGGCCAGCAUUUGUUCAGCUCCGUUCCAAAGUUAUAACAAAUACAAAAAACAAAGAAGCAGCUUAGCAUUUUAAGAAUCUUUGCUAAUAUUUUGCUUUCUUAACAGGCUUAUUCUGAGGAAUCUAAGACCUAAAUCCAAAGGCUGAUCCCAACUAGAGGCCCUUUCUCGCUGCAGAGUUUUAGCACUAGGAAUCCACUCGAAACUCCCUGGCUCCAUCCCUAAAUUAUUUUGGGAUUUUUAGUUUAGGGAUUGGCAUUGAGAAAUCUCAGCCAGAGAGUAUAGUGUCUCCCCCAAAUUUCAAAUCCCAGGAUGCCAUAGACAUGGAUGUUUAAAGUGGACUCAUAGUGCUAUAAUAGUUCUGUAGUUUGGAAGGGCACCAGCGAACUCUGAAUCAGUUCAAUCAAUGCAUACAUAAAUCCCAUGGACUCAGUGGAUUGACUCUGGUUCUCGGUUAGGAAUUGGAUUUAUUUAGGCUGAUGAUGGGCUUCUCUAUAACUUGGCUUCAGGUUAUUCUUCUUCUUGACAAUCAGCACCCCUUUUUCUUGUGUAGUUGUGUCUAUUCACUGAAACGAGACAUCCAGUUUUCUUCUCCCUUGGCUUUCCCCUCCUAUAAAUCCUAGUAUUGGACUCAGUGAUAGAAAGUUAAAAAGAACAGAGAUGGGAUGUUGGACCUUUCAGGGAUGAGGUGAGGAUUCGUAUUAAUUCUUCCUCGCUUCUUUGGAGAUGGAGAUGGGCAGCGUUUUGGGUCUGCUGUGUUGCCCAAGUACAACAACAUCCCAAAUCCACAAAACAGUGAUAAGUUUCCAACAAAAAUGCAUAAAAAUACACACAGUGCAAGCUUUCGAAGCUCCACUGGCUUCUUCACCAGGGAAAGGUAUCAAGAAUCAUACAGGGAAGGGAAAAGUCAUGACAAUGUUAUCACAGGCUUGCAAUUUUUUCAAGGCAUUGUUGAAAAUGGAGAAUUGAAAUGUUAUCUCCUGGACUUUGGAAAGCGUUGUCUCCCAGGGCCAUAUGGCCAGAAGGAAGAGGGACCGGUUUGCGUACAUCUCCAAAGAACAACACACCAGCAACACCUUGAGUAGAUGCAAGCCUGUGACUAACUUUGCCAUUUUAUAAUGACGAUGCAAGCGUCUUGGUUGGCCAAAUGAAGGUUAGCACUGUUUUGUGGGCUUUGGGUUGUUAUUAUACUUUGCUAUAUGGUCAACAUGGCUACACCUAGAUAGGCUUCUUGUGUCGCAUGUGGAAGUACUUUUGCAAAGUGGUUGGGAAUGUGAGAAGGUAAGAGGUAUGUUGGUGUGCCAACCUCGAAGCGGCCCAUUUGUGGUGGCCAUUUAGCAGCUUCCUAACAAGGGGAGGUCUGUAGAGGCUGUCUUGGGCACACUUGAUCUGGUUGGCAUCACUUGCUGAAGGAUUUGUAUAGUAGACACUGCAGCUCACCCUGAGAUUGAGUUGCUUCAUAUGAAUAUGCUAACCUUUAUCACAAUAAGUGUACAGUAUCCACACUGCAGAAUUUAAGCACUUUGACACCACUUUGGCUGGCAUCACUCUAUCCUAUAGAAUCCUGGGAUUUGUAGUUUAGUGAAGCACCAGAGCUGACUGACAGACCAGGCUGAAUACCUCACUAAACUACAAAUCCCAGAAAAUAGAGUGAUGGCAGCUAGAGUGGCACCAAUCUGCUUUCAUUUUUCAGUGUGGAUGCACCCAACGUUGGCUCAUACCUACUUAGGGUGCGUCUAUACUGUAGAAAUAAUGCAGUUUGACAUCACUUUUAAGUGCUGUGGCGCCAUCCCAUGGAAUCUUGGGAUUUGUAGUUUUAUAGCCUUCUAUGCCAAAGAGUGUCCAUGUCUCAUCAAAUUGCAAAUCCUAGGAGCCAUGACAGUUAAAGCGGUGUCAAACUGCAUUAAUUCUGCAGUGAGGCAGCAGCCUCAGUUUCGUUGAAAGAAAAUGAAGGUGUUACAAACUGAGAAAUGUGGAAAGGCAGAAAGGUUUAGAAGCAAAAUUUUGUUCAAUGGCUAUGGAAGGUGUCUUUUAUUUUUAGAGCUGGGCUAUAUAUAUAAUAGAACAGGACCAUUUUUUAAAAAUCCUAUUUAUUUGAUUUAAUUAUCCACUUCGACAGCCAUCUCUCAGCCUUGGACCAAAAUUCAAAGGGUAGAUCUCUCUGUGCGUCAACCAAAAACACUCUAUAUUUUUCCGUUUGAUUUUAACUUGGAAGGAAAAAGAUGAUGCCUGCCAAUCGUCUUCUGUUCUUGGGUUUUUAAAAAUGCAAUCCCUGCUCCUUUUGAUUUGGGGCUGUUUUGGGGCCAAGCACAAAGACCCCACAAAAUCUUUUCUCUCUUGCAAUUCUGUACAUUACUGAGGCAGCUUCUUCUCUCGAAGGUUUGUAAGCUUUUGGAUGUAAAUAAUUCAAUUAAUAAAGAAAACACGGUUUUA
Messenger RNA from Sceloporus undulatus (fence lizard), 6368 nucleotides. RefSeq names its product rho GTPase-activating protein 20-like. Gene Ontology annotation, molecular function: GTPase activator activity. NCBI's taxonomy places the organism in Eukaryota, Metazoa, Chordata, Lepidosauria, Squamata, Phrynosomatidae. Gene Ontology annotation, biological process: regulation of Rho protein signal transduction; signal transduction. The record is from RefSeq and is a predicted model, not a curated record. The coding region runs from base 125 to 3487 and encodes 1120 amino acids. The transcript has 15 exons.